AAGACCGGGCUUAGACCCCGGAAGGAGGCGGCAGCUGCAAGUCCCCGAGUCCCCACCCUGCUUGGCCUCUGCUUGCGCUCACAUUCUGCUCGCUGCCCGGCGUCAUGGAGGUCCCCGUGGCUGCCCUGGCCGUGCUGCUCCUCACCGCGGCCUUCUGUUCCCAGACCUACCCUGCUCUGUUUGGUGCCAACACUCCGACCGCCUGCUGCUUCUUCUAUGUCUCCCGGAAGAUUCCACGCAAAUUUGUGGACAACUAUUAUGAGACCAGUAGCCAGUGCUCCAAGCCCGGUGUCAUCUUCCAAACCAAAAGAGGCCGGCAGAUCUGUGCUGACCCCGGUAAGGUCUGGGUCCGAGAAUACAUCACCUACCUGGAGCUGAAUGCUUGAGUGGCUUAGAAGCUACGAGGAAGGUUUUACAUCUCUGGGCAGAUUGGGGAGCAGGCACCUGAGCUGGGACAUUGGAACUCUGAAAUGCACCUCUUCUCUGGGUCACACUGCCCCCCACCCAAGCCACACUCUGGGUUCCUCCUUAACUUUAAUUUUAGUUUAUAUAUCUUAUUUAACUUUUGUAAUGAAUUUCCACUGUUGAAUUGUGUGCUGUAAUGAAUAUUUUCUCUGCCAUCUCAUGCUAUCCUCUUCCCCAUCCUCCCUCCUUCCUCUUCAGUUCUCAUACUCAAUAUGUGGAUCAAUCAGUGUGAUUAGCUCUCUUUGCAGAAUUUGUAUCACAUAUAUAUCAAACAACAAAUGCUUAUUGAAUGGUUUUGCCCAGCACUGUGUUUCAAACUUUUGAAGGCACUUAUAUAAAAGGUAAACCAGC
Messenger RNA from Manis javanica (Malayan pangolin), 816 nucleotides. RefSeq names its product C-C motif chemokine 3-like. NCBI's taxonomy places the organism in Eukaryota, Metazoa, Chordata, Mammalia, Pholidota, Manidae. Gene Ontology annotation, cellular component: extracellular region. The record is from RefSeq and is a predicted model, not a curated record. Gene Ontology annotation, biological process: positive regulation of cell migration; chemokine-mediated signaling pathway; antimicrobial humoral immune response mediated by antimicrobial peptide. Gene Ontology annotation, molecular function: CCR chemokine receptor binding; chemokine activity.